AUGGUACGCAAUGUGGACGACUUGGACUUUUGCCUUUCCUCCCACCCCCAGAGCAUCCUAGAGGGCCUACGCUCCCUCCGCUCUCACCCAAAACUGGUGGACAUUACUUUGAGUGCGGGGGGGCGGGACUUCCCCUGUCACCGAAGCAUCCUGGCUCUCUGUAGCACCUACUUCCACUCCAUGUUUUCAGGGGACUUUGUGGAGAGCAUUGCUGCACGUGUGGAGCUUCACGGUGUGGACCCAGAUAUUCUAAGCUGCCUGCUGGACUUUGCUUACACUGGCAAGCUGACAAUUAACCAGGGCAAUGUGGAAGAACUGAUCUGCACCUCGAGUCAGCUGCAGUUCCAGACAGUACGGGCUGUAUGUAGUAGAUACCUCCAGCACCAGAUUGAUGCCACGAACUGCCUGGGAAUCCUGGAGUUUGGGGAGAUCCAUGGCUGCCCAGAGGUGGUAGCCAAGGCAUGGGCCUUCCUCUUGGAGAACAUUGAAGCUGUGCAGCGGGGUGAGGAAUUCUUGCUGUUGGUAAAGGAGAGGCUGGUGGCUUGUCUGUCCAAUGAAGGUCUACAGACACGAUCAGAGUGCACUCGGGUGGAGGCUGUCCUGACCUGGGUCAGGCACCACAAGGCGUCACGGCUCUGCCACCUUCCUGAGCUCUUUGCCCUAGCCCGGCUCUCCCUUCUCAGUCCAGACUACUUGGCUGACAACUUGCUGAAGAACGAUCUCGUCCAGGCCUCCCCCAGCUGCAGGGAGGCUGUGGAAAAAGUUCACAAAGAGAGUCCACAGCCCAACCUGCAGGAGGUGCUGCUUGUAAUGGGAGGUCGUUCUCUGGAUGACUCAGACGAUGAAGAGGAAGAUGAGGACAGAGACCCAAGACUACUGCCCAGGAACUGUGCCUUCUACAACACGAAGACCCAGCAGUGGUAUCAGCUGCCUAAUUUUCCCAACCCAAACAAGUGGGGAUACUCUAUGGUUUCACUGAAUAAUGAUGUCUACGUCACAGGGGGCUCACGAGGUUCAAACACCAACACCUGGUCAACCACAGAGACCUGGAAGUACAUCACUCGAGAGGGGAGAUGGGUAACUGUGGCUCCCAUGCUCCGACCUCGAACUAACCACGCAUCAGCAACGCUGAAUGGAGAGAUUUACGUCAUCGGAGGUACAACAUUGAGCUAUGUUGAGGUUGAACACUAUGACCCUUACAACGACACCUGGGCCCUUACAUGCCCCGCCUUGAGAUAUGUUACUAACUUCACUGCCACUGCAUGCCAUGGAAAGCUCUACCUGAUUGGCUCAUGUGCAGUGAAGUAUAAUGCAUUGACCAUGCAAUGCUACAACCCUGUCAUAGAUGGUUGGAGCAUAAUUUGCUCACCCUUCAUUCCUAAGUACCUCUCCUCACCUCGUGCUGUUUCUGUGGAUGGAAUCAUUUAUUUGAUUGCUGACAACACAAAAAAAGUUUAUUCUUAUGACCCUGAUGCAAACAUGUGGCAGAAGAUUCAGUUUCUCCACAUGCUCCAUGAGAAUGGAGGACUGGUGGUGCUGGAUGGGCUGCUGUUUGUCACAGGAGGCCAUUGGAAGGGUAUGGAGGGUGAUUAUGGAGUGGAAAUGGAGAUGUACGACCAGGCAUCCAACACCUGGAAGGUGGAGGGCUCCCUGCCAAGACUUUGGUUCUACAGUGGGACUUGUGCUAUCUUCCUUGACCCAGCCCAGUGGCCGGAGCCUUUCCCCAUAGAUGCAACUUAAACACAUUGCUCUUGACUGAAAUCAGGGUCUCUGUGCACACAGACAGUCAUUUGUUACAAUGCAUAUGGAAUGCUAAUCACAUGAUUGUAGGGAUUUGGCUGUACCCUAGAAUAGCAUGUAACUUGAUCCUCAGGUAUCCUGUUGUUUUUAGGACCCUUUUGGCUGCUCAUGGCAUGCUUAUUUUCAUUAGAGGUCAUGUGUUUACCUUAAAACAUUGUUUACUUCUAUUCUAUAGUUUCUGCCAGUUGAAUCAGUGUCUUUGUAGAAAAUAUUCUAAAAACUGUUUGAUUGUCAAUAACUUCCAGAAUGUAUGAUUGCCUCUGUAGUUAUUGUUGAUGCUGCUGUUGUUGCUCUGAAAAAAAGCAUGACAAAGCUGUUGUUCAUGUUAAGCAGUUUUUUUGUUUUUUUUUGUUUUUUGUUUCAUUCCAACAGCCGAAAAAUAUCCAUUUGUACAACCUAGUCCAGGGGUCCCCAACCUUUUUUGCACAGCGGACCGGUUUAAUAUUGACAAUAUUCUGGCGGACCGAGGGAGGGGCGGGGGUGAGUUAAUAAUGACCGGACUAUAGGUUAGGCUUAUGAGUCAAUAGUAUCACAACAUUUAAAGUAAAAUUC
Molecule: messenger RNA, 2352 nt
Organism: Lampris incognitus (smalleye Pacific opah)
Lineage: Eukaryota; Metazoa; Chordata; Actinopteri; Lampriformes; Lampridae
Gene: klhl30
Product: kelch-like family member 30
Exons: 7
Coding region: 1-1740 (579 amino acids)
Molecular function (GO): protein binding
Source: RefSeq, a predicted model, not a curated record